Messenger RNA from Peromyscus maniculatus bairdii (prairie deer mouse), 3611 nucleotides. It is a transcript of the gene Mrgpre, whose product is annotated as MAS related GPR family member E. Gene Ontology annotation, biological process: G protein-coupled receptor signaling pathway. Lineage: Eukaryota; Metazoa; Chordata; Mammalia; Rodentia; Cricetidae. Gene Ontology annotation, cellular component: plasma membrane. The record is from RefSeq and is a predicted model, not a curated record. Gene Ontology annotation, molecular function: G protein-coupled receptor activity.
AGACUGGGGAGCCUGUGAGGUCAUUGCUGGGCGUAUCGGUGCUCAGCAGGCUUCCCUGAGCUAUCCUGAUUUCCUCUUAAGUGCCAGGCUUGCCAGGAAGGCUGCAAGGAGGAGCUGGCUUUCUCUUGCUGUCCAUACCUGGGCAAUAACUGAGUCCAGCUUAGGAACAAGGUCCCCAGAGAGGCUCUUUCCGGACUGGCCCUAUCCCCUCCAUUACCAUGUGACACUGAAGAGCCAGCCGGCUGACGCUGAGUCUGAGCGCCAGUCUGCCUGCAGCUUGGUAGCUCCGGCAGCCGCUAGAGGCUUGGUCUGGCCAAGACAGUUCCCUCCAAGGCCGGGGUGGAGCAGGGAGGACCAGAACGGGGUGUCUGGAGAGAGAAAACGCAACACAGACUUCUGCAGCCUCUGCUGCCGUCACCCUCACCCCACGAUGUCGCUGAGAGUGUACCCGCAGUAUCCCAGGACCCAGGAAGACAUGGCAUUCAACCUGACCAUCCUGUCCCUCACCGAGCUCCUAAGCCUGGGUGGGCUGCUGGGCAAUGGGGUGGCCCUCUGGCUGCUCAACCAGAACGUCUACCGGAACCCCUUCUCCAUCUAUCUCUUGGAUGUGGCCUGUGCUGACCUCAUCUUCCUCUGCUGCCACAUGGUGGCCAUCAUCCCUGAGCUGCUGCCGGACCAGCUGAGCUUCCCAGGAUUCGUACACAUCAGCCUGCUCAUGCUGCGAUUCUUCUGCUACAUUGUGGGGCUGAGCCUCCUGGCCGCCAUCAGCACGGAGCAGUGCCUGGCCACUCUCUUCCCCGCCUGGUACCUGUGCCGCCGCCCACGAUACCUGACCACCUGUGUGUGCGCGCUCAUCUGGGUGCUCUGCCUGCUGUUGGACCUGCUGCUGAGCGGGGCCUGCACCCAGUUCUUCGGGUCACCCAGCUACCACCUGUGUGGGAUGCUGUGGCUGGUGGUGGCAGUGCUCCUAGCUGCCUUGUGUUGCACCAUGUGUGUGACCAGCCUGCUCCUGUUGCUGCGGGUGGAGCGUGGUCCGGAGAGGCACCAGCCCCGGGGCUUCCCCACCCUGGUCUUGCUGGCCAUCCUCCUUUUCCUCUUCUGUGGGCUGCCCUUCGGCAUUUUCUGGCUGUCCAAGAACCUGUCCUGGCACACCCCCCUCUACUUCUACCACUUCAGCUUCUUCAUGGCCAGUGUGCACAGUGCGGCCAAGCCUGCUAUCUACUUUUUCUUGGGCAGCACACCUGGCCAGAGGCUGCAGGAACCCCUCCGGCUGGUGCUCCAGCGGGCGCUUGGGGAUGAGGCUGAGCUGGGGGCUGUGAGGGAGGCUUCCCAAGGGGGACUUGUGGACAUGACUGUCUAAGCCCAGUGGGUCACAACUGUAGCUCCAGCCCAUGGGGGCCAGGGGAACUGCCUGAUAGAGCUAAGAGCCAGGAUCAGAGCUCUACCAGCAAGACCCUGGAGGAACAUCUUUGCUGAUGACCCAGUCGUGUGUCCCCUGGGAGGAUGCUGGGAAGGGGCAGACCGAGUGAUGUUUCUGCAGAGGGCCUAGGAUUGUGCAUAUUAGGCAAGAGCUCCAGGACCACCUCGUGACGGCUGUUUCCACAGCUACCCUUCCCCAACAGCUACAGCAAGGAGAGGGGGCAGGCAACGGUCCCCCCACUAUCAGCAUCCUCCUAGCUAUAGAGAGUGGGGUGAUUUUUUUUCUGUGCUCCACGCUCCUCCCUUUAGUGUGGAGUAAAUGACACUGAAAUCGGACACUCGGUUAGGUAUGGGAGAAUAAGUGGCUUGGGAGUCCUCAGUGGCUGCACUAUAGCCGAAGGUGUCCUCCUGACCCCAUAACACAGCCAGAGAGCAAAGCCUGCCUGGCUUCUGUCAGGCACCAAGAGCAGAGCUGGCACCGUGGCCUGGCAAGCUAUGGCAGGCGGGUUGUAAACCAAGUCCUGCCUGAGCUACAUCUGUAACUCUAGUUUCAGGGUAUCUGUCUCCCUCUUUUGGCUUCUGCCGUCAAAGCAUGCAUGUGGUACACACACACACACACACACACACACACACACACACACACACACACACGAGCACACACAAUGAAUACAGAGUUCAAGGUCAGUUUAAGCUAUAGGGGACCCAUCGCAGAGAACAAAGCACAGACGGGGGUGUGUAGAAGAGAGAGCAGCACUGGAUAAUGCAUACCUCACCCAACACUGCAGAAAAGCUGGUGACUCCUGCGUCUCAAUCUCUGCGUGGGCAGCAAGGCCCCUCUCAGCUCCGCCCAUACCCAAAGCACCCCUACCUUGCUAGGAUGGAGCCCAGAGCUUCAGCAUCUGCACAGCUCCUGCCUCCCCCUCUGUCCUGGACAGGAUCUAUCUAGCAGAGUUCCUCUGAGGAAGUCGUCUGGCUGCACCCCACAGCAGGUGGCUGAGCUCCUGCCUGGAGCCCACCUAUCCAGGCACAGGUGGCUGAGAACCAGGGCUUGCCACCCCCCAUGUGUCCCUGCACUAAUUCUACCCUUACGCUUCUACUCCCUCGUGGAAUGCAGUCAGUUGACUUACACAUACACAGUGGAGUUGUGUCCAGCAAGUCCCAAAGGGUUUUAGUCUAUCAUCAGCACUCCAGGUCCACAUCCAAGAUGUGCUGGCCUCCUUUGAGAUCUGUGGGGGUGUAAUUCUGAUUUGGACCAGGCCCACAGAUCAAAGGAUAUUUGGUCUCCGUCAUGAUUAAACUUGUACCCGAGUCUGGACAAGGACAGCAGAUCACGGCCUGGCAUCCUGGAAUUGACAACUCUCCCGCCCCACCCCACUCAGGUUGCCUUGGGAUGCAUCCUGUGGCAUGAUGCCUCCACUUCCGAUUCUCUGGCAAGUCUAGAUGCAGGGACCCCAGGAGCUUGAGGAUGGGGGAGGCUGGUCCUCCUCUUCCAGGGGAGUCCCUUCCAUCCCCCAUGAGGGCCUUCCCUCCUCCAUAUUGGAGCUUAGGAGCUGGUGUGGCUGUCUGUCCGCCUCCAGGACAGGAUUCUCAACUUCAUGCUGAGGAACCGAGAACACGAAGGGAAGUAGCCUGUCCACAAGUCCAACUUUCGGCCUCUGGACACCCACUUCUCCCCAGGGAGAGUGUCCAAGCCAGCCUUGCAGGUGUCCAUCCAACUGUGCAUUAGCUCAGAGCCCUGUCGGUGAUGCUGGAAGGCCCUUCCACAGUACAGUAAGACCCUGAGGCUCAGAGUGGUCUGUGUCUGCUUAAGACAACCCUGAACACGGCCCAGAGCCUCUGCUGCUCUCUGAGCUAGCUUCAGCUAUCAGCUUGACACAGUCCAGAGUUACCCGAGGGAGUCUCAGGGAAAUGUUUUGAUCAGGUUGGCCUGUGGGCAUUUUCUUGAUUGCUAGUAGAUGUGGGAGGGCUUAGCCCACUGUGAGCAGUACGUCCCCUAGGCAAGUGGGCCUGGGCUAUAUAAAAAGCUAGCUAAGCAUGAGGCUAGGGGCAAAUCAGUUCAUUAAGCUCCAUGAUUCCUGCCUCUGCUUCUGCUCCUGCUUGAGUUCCUGCUCGACUGCCCUCACCGAUGGACUGUGACCUGGAUGUAUAAGCUGAAUAAACCUUUUCCUCCCCAAAUGGUUUUUGGUCAUGAU